Molecule: messenger RNA, 4807 nt
Organism: Zonotrichia leucophrys gambelii
Lineage: Eukaryota; Metazoa; Chordata; Aves; Passeriformes; Passerellidae
Gene: SINHCAF
Product: SIN3-HDAC complex associated factor
Exons: 6
Coding region: 1747-2415 (222 amino acids)
Biological process (GO): negative regulation of cell migration
Cellular component (GO): Sin3-type complex
Source: RefSeq, a predicted model, not a curated record
UUUUGAGAUCUCUCCCUUUCUCUUCUGUGCAACUGCUGAUACAUUUUAAUAACAUGCUUAAAUUUGGCAAAUAAUAACAAAGUUAAAUAGCAUUAAUGGCAUGCUUAGCUUUAUCAGAAUUAUGUUGUGCAAUGCUUUUUAACUUCUAGGCAAGUUACUUCAUUUCUACUUGCCAUCUUUUUUAUCUGUCCCAAAUUUUGCAUGGUUGUAGUUGCACAGCCAAAAUUCAGGUGUUAGGGCAGCUGGCAUCCUAACUGCCUGCUUCUAAUUCAAUAUCUAAAUUGCAAAGCCUUCAAGUUAAACCUUUUAAAUGGCACAGUCAUAUUUACUUCUAAGUCCAUAUUAUCUAUUAAGCUCUCCAGCUGACAGAAAAUUUAGUGUAUAAUGGUCAAAUGGCAACUGUUUAGGAUUAAAUGUGUAACUGGACUGACGCCUUCCAUUUAUAACUGCACUUGGAUGCAGUUGUCAGAGAAAUCUGUUUAACUUGUGGUUUUGCUGCUAGCUCUUCCCCAUUCAGGCAUGAUGUGUGGUAAUGCCAUUGCUGACCAUUCAUCAAGUGGGAAACAGAUGGCACUAGUUUCCCUUCUAUUGAGGGAUGGUGAUGAAAGGCUGCUCCUGUGAGAAUGGCAGCAAUGAUGCAAGGCAAAAUAUUUUCAGAAUAUAAGUGUUUUCCAGUCUUUGCCAGAACAUUGAUUGUAAAACAUGCAUCUUAUUCUACACUGGUGUAAAUACCAGCUGGUGACAGAGAUCAUCUUAUCACUGCUGGAUUCCUAGAAGGAACUUGGUUAGAAGGUAAACUGCCUUGUUGAUAGUUGUUUCUUGCCAUGUAGCAGUCAAGAUUUUCUUGCUGCUUACGUUUGGCAGCACAGGUGAACUUUGUGUCUGCAAUUAGUCUUUGACUUUCUAAAGGAAAGUACCAGACCACAGAUUUAACAUUGGAGUAGUCAAACAACAUCUAAAAUUGCUGUUUGGAAGUUGAAAAUUCCCAGGUGAGCGUGCUGUUGGAUCUCCAGAGGCUUGUUGGGCAAUGUCCUCAAGAGUAUCUCCCAAAGAAGCACAUUAGGUGCUAAGAAACUAAAUACUCUGUUUGCCUAGAUACUCUGUUGUUUAUUUUCUUGACAGGCCAGGAAUAUUUGUCUGCUUUGGCUGUGCAUUCAUUUGCUGCACAUCCAGCAGAGGCUGAGAGUAGUUCUGAGAGUGACCAUCCCUCCAUGAGUCCAUUCAGCAGGUCACUACUUGGAUAUCUUCUUCUACUUACCAGAUCUACUCCUGGCCUUCAGGCCAUUGCUGUACCAAUACAGGGAGCAGUGAAUCUCCUAAAAAGCCUGCCACCUUUUGGGGUGACUUUGCUGGAUAUUUGUACAAGUUAACCUGGGGAGAAUGUAACCCUGGGUGAGCUCCCUGUGCUGUAAAUGUGAAGAAAGGAAUUCAGCACUUCAAGCCUGUGGAAGACAGCAUGAGCUGGGACAGGAGGGAAGGAAGGAAGGAAGGAAGAAUUUAUCCUCUCCAUCUCUCUCCUAGGCCUGCAGGAUCUCCUUGGCAUUCAGCUUGAGCAAGUGCCUUGCCAUCCACAGGCUCUACAAGUCAAGACAAGCUUUAUGGAGAGUUGAGUCUCCCUGAAUGUUGGUGCAGUAGUAAUUGCAAAGAGCCACGACCUCAGUGAGCCCCAAGUGGUCUCUGUAUGCUGAACUGAAAUGCAAACAUGCACACUUUCAGCUGGAAACAGGGCACAGCUGGGAGGAAAAGAUGUUUGGCUUUCACAAACCGAAGAUGUACCGGAGUAUAGAGGGCUGCUGUAUUUGCAGGGCUAAGUCUUCCAGUUCUCGCUUCACUGACAGCAAACGUUAUGAAAAGGAUUUCCAGAAUUGUUUUGGGCUCCACGAGGCUCGCUCGGGAGAUAUUUGCAAUGCCUGUGUCCUUUUGGUGAAAAGAUGGAAAAAAUUACCAGCAGGAUCCAAAAAAAACUGGAAUCACGUGGUAGAUGCCAGGGCUGGACCCAGCCUUAAAACAACACUGAAACCAAAGAAAAUGAAAACCCUCUCUGGAAGCAGAAUAAAGAGCAAUCAAAUCAGCAAGCUGCAGAAGGAAUUCAAGCGGCACAACUCUGAUGCCCACAGCACAACUUCAAGUGCCUCCCCAGCUCAGUCGCCCUGUUACAGCAACCAGUCGGACGAGGGCUCUGACACGGAGCUGAGCGCCGGGGCCAGCAGGACACCCGUGUUCUCCUUCCUAGAUCUCACCUACUGGAAAAGGCAAAAGGUCUGCUGUGGAAUUAUUUACAAAGGGCGUUUUGGAGAAGUCCUCAUAGACACUCAUCUCUUCAAACCUUGUUGUAGCAAUAAAAAGUCUGCCACUGAAAAGCCAGAACAAGAAGGACCCCAAUCUCCAGCAAUCUCCACCCAAGAGGAGUGGUGACUUCCUUGGAUAGCUGCAGAAGGUUAUACAGAUCCUCUUAUUCUCUGGAAAAAUACUAGAAAAGUGACUGUUCACUUUGGACACCUGCUAUGCUGCCAAAAGACUAUUCCCUGGAACUGUUUUGGGUUUUACUGCUACGAUUCCACAAACUCUGAAGCCAGUUGGUAUCCUUUCAGAAAGACUGUACAUAAUAUUUAAGAUGCUAUGGAACACUUGGCAAAGCUGAAUGCUGCUGCAAGGUUGUCUAAUUUUCCCCCACACUCACUUCCCAAGUGAGUAUGAGGAUGGGGUUUGUAUAUUAAAGUAUAUGUAGUUCAUGUUUCUGUACUGAAAGAAGCAGUGGUUGUAAACCUUUUGGUUUUGGUUUUUAUUAUUUCUUUAAAAGUUGGUUGGCAAACUUCCUAAAUUCCCAAGAAAAUAUUUCAUUCUUAGACAUGUAUGAGUCAAUAAGAUGAAUUAAUACAUAGAAAUGUUCUAAGUCACCUCUCUAGUUAUAUAAAUAUAUAUUUUUAAAGGUGUGGCGAUUUCACCCUGUACUACUGACAUAACAAAGACAAAUAUUUCAUCCCUCCCAUGUGCACAGACUGGUAAUCUGCAGACAUCUCUCCUUCAAGUGUAGCUAUCUGAGAAGGCCUCCAGCAUAAAAGUGCUCUUGAGAAUGGGUGGGAGAGCUCCCCACCUUAGCCAAGGAUUAAGACUUACCUAAGAACUGAACGUAGCAAAAUGGGAGGUUACUUCUUUUAAACCAGCAGCAGGCACCUUGAGCUUGGUGUAGUAAACCCAGGUGGUUAGAGAUGGACCAAGAAACCCCUUGAUGGCCAAGUCAGGUGCAGAUGGCAGCCCAAACUGAGUAACUCUUCUCUGUAGGACCAGUGCAGCUGAAAUGUGACCACAAACAAGACUCCUCCUGGUUUUGGACCUGACAAAGAACCAAACCCCUUGCUAAGCAAAUUAGGCUCUGGUCCAGGGACAUAAUCGGGUUGCAGCCUGGGGUUUGGAUUCACAAUAACUGUUUUGAAACCCUUCCCCUGCAGUGCUUCUCUGUGUUUGGGUGUUGUUGGUUUUUGUUUUGUUUUUUUUUUCCAUUUGUUUGUUUAAGCAACUGCCAGGUCAACACAUUUGUGAAUACUGAAUCUGAAAAGUCCUGCUAAGAAUGGUGCUGUGCUGAAUCAAGGCAGCAGCUCUGUUUGCAUAUGUGAUCAAAAGAUAAUCUACACAGAUUCCUAGAUGAGCUCGUGUGCAAAUCGUUGUGACACUCCUUCAAACUCUGCUUUGCCUCUAGGGUGGAAGCAGCUUCCUGAAAGGUUGUGCUGCAGUUUUAGCUCCCAGUUGCUUCUUGUUCCUUUUAUGAAGGUUUUACUUGUGUGAGUUGGGAAUUAUGCUUUUUGUUUGGUUGGUUUUUUCCUGGUUUUAGAGGGAGGGAGGAUUGUUUUUUACUAUUUCUCUUUUGGGAUAUCCUACAAUGGGUUGCUACAUGGUGUGAUUCUUGUGGUGUCCUGAGUAGGGCCAGGAGCUGGAGUUGGUCCUGAUGGGUCCUUCAACUCAGCAUAUUCUAUGAUUCUAAGCUUUCCUUUUUUGUGAGAGUCAUUGGCAUAAUACUGUGGUGGGUAGGGUUUAGGACUGGAUUUCCAUGUAGUCUUGGUUCCUGAAAUGGGAAUACUUAGCAAAUUAAAAUAUAGAUAGGGAAAGAUAUGCAGGUUUUAAGAGGAGCCUCUACCCUCAAAGCUUUUUUUUUUUCUUUCUUUUUUCCUCUCCUGUUGGGUCAGCCAAUCUCUGGAGAGAAAGAAAAUCAGGGGAAACAGGGCUUUGACUUAUCACAGCCUUACACCUUAGAGCUUUCCUUGGACUCAUUUUGCUUUUCCUAAACUCUGGGGCUCUUAAGGGAGGACAAAGCUGCUUACCUUGCUUUUAUUCUCAACCAAAUAGAAUCGUUCAGGUUGGAAAAGACCGAAGCCCAUUGAGUCCAGCCAUAGCUACAAUGGAUACUUGAUUGUAUAAAGGCAUAACUAGGUUGGUCAUGUCUAAUAAGGGCUUGAGCAAGAGUCCUCGCUGUGUUUGCAGACACCUAUUUCAUGUGAAUUUGUAUUUUCAGCAUCAGUAAUUCUGUACACCUCAGAAGGCUGCAGUGUUGGUGGUAGGAUGUGCUCUGAUACGGAUCAUCUCUUCUGUAUUUAUUUAUUUAUUGCUGGAUUUCAACCGCCAACUGCUUCCCCUACUCCCUCCCACCUCUUCCAUUCCCAGUAGUAAUGCAAAAUGAGUAGUCAUGCACUUUGUAUUAAUGUAUUAGAAAUCUAUGGAACCUGUUUUGUACUUUUAUACUGUUCAGACACUUGUAAUCCAAACUUUGUUUUUACUAGGGUUAUGAAUAAAUUUAGUCUUAUUUAGAAAAUAA